AGCUUAAGGUGAGACUGAGACCAGGAAGUGAGAGUGGAGGCUGAGAAGGACGAGUCAAGCCCAGGCAGUGGUGUAAAGGUGACGGGACAUCUAGAUUCCUGUUUUCUUCUUUCUUUAUUCCUGGGCAGGUGGAAACACCUGAACAUGUGGAAUCCUAAUCCCGGGCAGCCGGGGCCAAAUCCAUAUCCCCCUAACGUCGGGUACCCUGGAGGUUGCAAUCCUGCCCAUCCACCACCUGUCAACCCUGCCUUUCCUCCAGGCCCCUAUCCCCCUCCCCCAGGAGUUCCCCAGGGGAAUCCAGCUUUUCCUCCAGGUGGGCCUGGUCAUCCUGUGCCACAAUCUGGGUACCCAGGAUGCCAACCCUCAGGUCCCUACCCCCCUCCAUACCCACCACCUGCCCCUGGCAUGCCUCCGGUGACUCCAUUGGCCCCUGGCAUGAUGGGACCAGGAAUGGUGAUGGACAAGAAGAUGCAGAAGAAAAUGAAGAAAGCUCAUAAAAAGAUGCACAAACACCACAAGCAUGGCAAGCAUUCCUCCUCCUCCUCUUCCAGCAGUGACUCUGACUGAAUACAGGGCCUGGACCCUUCCCUCAAGUCUCUCCAGUUCUGCUCUCCCAUCAAGCUUCAGAUGCCAUCUUGUACUGGGGGAAUUAGCCCCGGUGUCCACUCCCCCACCCCCCCACCCCCCGCAAUCUGAGUCUCACUCUGCUGUUCAACCCUAACUGGCUAGGGAAAAUGGGAAAAGAAUUGCCAUGGGCGAGCAAAGGCCAUCUUCUCACUGCUGAGAUAAAACUUUUAGCUGAUGAGUUUUGCAGAAGAACUAUUUUUUUUUUUGCAGAUGGUGAGAUCUUUGAGCUAAAUGCUAAAGACAAAUCUAAGAUCUGUAAAAUGUGAUUUUUUUUAUUUCCUUUUGUAAUACUUAAUGACUGGGGAGGUGUUGUGGAAAUUUAGUAAUGGGAAAAAGCCCAACCUGUACCUUUCUUGUAAUCGUGGCAUGCUUCAGUGAUUUAGUGGCAAAUAAACAUUGCCUAGCAGGACUUUGUUGAUUGCAGUCACUGCAAGGCUGCUGGGAAGUGUAGCCCGUUUGGCUGAUGACUGCCAUUUUAUUUUGGAAACUAAUUUGCUUUUUAACUCAGCAUGCUAUCUCAGGUCCUCCUCUUCCUCUCCAACUGUCAGUCCAAAUAAAGCUGUUUCUGUUGGUCUCUC
Molecule: messenger RNA, 1205 nt
Organism: Camelus dromedarius (Arabian camel)
Lineage: Eukaryota; Metazoa; Chordata; Mammalia; Artiodactyla; Camelidae
Gene: PRR13
Product: proline rich 13
Exons: 4
Coding region: 145-567 (140 amino acids)
Source: RefSeq, a predicted model, not a curated record